GUGGGCGGGGCCGAGAUUCAAAUACCCUCUGCGCCCAACAGCCAUUCCGAAGAACAGUUCUCAGGCAGCGAGUCAUCAUGGCAGCGUUGUUUAGGCGAAGCUGCGUGGUCCUGAGAAAUCGUUCUUGUUUUGACUGGCGAUCACAACAUACAAAAGCUGCCGUACAACAUGAACGAAAAUUGGGAUUUAGUUUUGAGUUGACUGAACAGCAGAAAGAAUUUCAGGCUACUGCUCGUAAAUUUGCCAAGGAGGAAAUAAUCCCAGUUGCUGCAGAAUAUGAUAAAACUGGCGAGUACCCUGUCCCCCUAAUUAAAAGAGCCUGGGAACUUGGUUUAAUGAAUACACAUAUUCCAGAAAAUUGUGGAGGCCUUGGACUUGGAUCUUUUGAUAACUGUUUAAUUGCAGAAGAAUUGGCAUAUGGAUGUACAGGAAUUCAGACUGCUCUUGAAGCAAAUUCUUUAGGGCAAAUGCCUGUUAUUAUUGCUGGAAAUGCUCAACAACAAAAGAAGUAUUUGGGGAGAAUGACUGAAGAGCCAUUAAUGUGUGCCUACUGUGUAACAGAACCUGGAGCAGGCUCUGAUGUAGCCAGUAUAAAGACCAAAGCAGAAAAGAAAGGAGAUGAGUAUAUUAUUAAUGGUCAGAAGAUGUGGAUAACCAAUGGAGGAAAAGCUAAUUGGUAUUUUUUAUUGGCUCGUUCUGCGCCGGAUCCUAAGACUCCUGCCAGUAAAGCCUUUACUGGAUUUAUUGUGGAAGCAGACACCCCAGGAAUACAGAUUGGAAGAAAGGAAUUAAAUAUGGGCCAGCGAUGCUCAGAUACAAGAGGAAUUACCUUUGAAGAUGUGAAAGUGCCUAAAGAAAAUGUUUUAAUUGGUGAGGGGGCUGGUUUCAAAAUUGCAAUGGGAACUUUUGAUAAAACCAGACCUCCAGUCGCAGCUGGUGCCGUGGGACUAGCACAGAGAGCUUUGGAUGAAGCUACCAAGUAUGCCCUGGAGCGGAAGACUUUUGGAAAGGCCCUUGUUGAGCACCAAGCAGUAUCAUUUUUGCUGGCUGAAAUGGCAAUGAAAGUUGAACUAUCUAGAUUAAGUUACCAAAGAGCUGCUUGGGAGAUUGAUGCCGGUCGCUCAAAUACCUAUUAUGCCUCUAUUGCAAAGGCAUUUGCUUCAGAUACUGCAAAUCAGGUAGCUACUGAUGCUGUGCAGAUUUUUGGAGGUGCUGGAUUUAAUUCAGAAUAUCCUGUGGAAAAACUAAUGAGGGAUGCCAAGAUCUAUCAGAUUUAUGAAGGUACAGCACAAAUUCAAAGGCUUAUUAUAGCUCGUGAACACAUUGGCAAGUAUAAAAAUUAACAGGAUCACUAUAGAGCCCUGGGUGAUGUGGCUCAGCUGAUGGGAGCUUUGUUCAGUACACCGAAAGGUCCUGGGUUCGAUCCCUGAUUGAGGCAUGUUCAGAAGCAACUGAUCAAUGUCUCUGUCUCUCUUCUCCUUCCUCUCUAAGUAAAAAAAAUUCUCCUUCAAAAAAAAUUGCUUGGGGAAAAAUGACUAUAGAAACAUGAUUAAUAGACUAUAACCCACUGUUUAAGCUACAGAAACAAGAAAGGGCUUCAAAUUUUUCCCAGUGAAAAUCUUAAAAUAAGUGCUCUUAAGUAAACAUGUGCAACUGAUUCUAAUAGUAAUUUUACCUUUGUUUAACUUUAUGACUUGCCUUUCCUCAAAUAGAUUUGGUUUCAUUAAAAUUAUGUGUUGUUCUUAGUACCACUGUACUUGAAUUAUAUUAACCUUGAGAAAUACACUUGUUUUGUUAUUUUGACCUUUUAAAAUUAAAAUAGCAGAAGUCAAUAUUUUCCCAAUGACAGAAACAUGGGCUGAUAAAAGUAUCGAGGAUAUUUUAAAAUUUACAUUGAGAAAACAUUGUAGGAUGUGGAUGCCAUCAAAUAACUUGCCAGUGACUUUCUAGACUUAAUGAUAUUGUAGUAGAGUAGUUCAUUUUGCUGCAAUUUGGAAAGUAUUUGUUUUCAGUUUGUACAGUAAUAGUAAAAAAUUCAGUGCUUAUAUUGUCUCAUUAUACAGGAACCAGAAAUUACUUGAAAAUCUGUUUAAUUCUGAGCCCACAGUUCACUUACCUUAUUUGUAAUCAAUCAAUAAAAUUUGCUUUAAAUUA
Messenger RNA from Artibeus jamaicensis (Jamaican fruit-eating bat), 2154 nucleotides. It is a transcript of the gene ACADM, whose product is annotated as acyl-CoA dehydrogenase medium chain. NCBI's taxonomy places the organism in Eukaryota, Metazoa, Chordata, Mammalia, Chiroptera, Phyllostomidae. The record is from RefSeq and is a predicted model, not a curated record. Gene Ontology annotation, cellular component: mitochondrion. Gene Ontology annotation, molecular function: medium-chain fatty acyl-CoA dehydrogenase activity; flavin adenine dinucleotide binding. The transcript has 12 exons. Gene Ontology annotation, biological process: medium-chain fatty acid catabolic process; fatty acid beta-oxidation. The coding region runs from base 78 to 1343 and encodes 421 amino acids.